This is a messenger RNA of Hippopotamus amphibius kiboko, 3095 nucleotides long. It is a transcript of the gene ALDH16A1, whose product is annotated as aldehyde dehydrogenase 16 family member A1. Lineage: Eukaryota; Metazoa; Chordata; Mammalia; Artiodactyla; Hippopotamidae. The record is from RefSeq and is a predicted model, not a curated record. The coding region runs from base 42 to 2450 and encodes 802 amino acids. Gene Ontology annotation, molecular function: oxidoreductase activity, acting on the aldehyde or oxo group of donors, NAD or NADP as acceptor. The transcript has 17 exons.
CAGAGAGCCCCGCAGUCCGUGGAAAGCGGCUUGGGAGCGUGAUGGCUGCGACGCGCGCAGGAUCCCGCGCCUGCGAGAUCUUCGCCACGCUGGAAUACGGACCGGUGCCGGAGAGCCACGCAUGCGCACUGGCCUGGCUGGACACCCAGGACCGGCACUUGGGUCACUAUGUUAACGGACGGUGGUUAAAGCCGGAACACAGGAGUUCAGUCACCUGCCAGGAUCCCAUCACAGGAGAGACCUUGGCCAGUUGCCUCCAGGCCCAGACUGAGGAUGUGGCGGCUGCCGUGGAGGCUGCCAGGACCUCGUUGGAGAACUGGAGCAUGCAACCUGGAGCUGUCCGGGCCCAGCAUCUGACCAGGCUGGCCAAGAUGAUUCAGAAGCACCAGCGGCUGCUUUGGACCCUGGAGUCGCUGGUUACUGGACGGGCCGUUCGAGAAAUUCGAGACAGGGAUGUCCCUCUGGCCCAGCAGCUGCUCCAGUACCAUGCAGUACAGGCACACACCCUGGAGGAGAUGAUGGCAGGCUGGGAGCCCAUGGGAGUGAUUGGUCUCAUCUUGCCACCCACAUUCUCCUUCCUUGAGAUGAUGUGGAGGAUUUGCCCUGCCCUAGCUGUGGGCUGCACUGUGGUGGUCCUCGUGCCCCCAGCCUCCCCGACACCCCUCCUCCUGGCCCAGCUGGCAGGGGAGCUAGGUCCGUUCCCAGGAAUCCUCAAUGUGAUCCUUGGCCCUGCCUCGCUGGGGCCUGUGCUGGCCUCCCAACCUGGAGUCCAGAAGGUGGCCUUCUGUGGAGGCAUCGAGGAAGGACGUGCCCUGCGGCGGACGCUGGCGGGCCGGGGUCCCGAGCUGGGCCUGGCACUGGGGUCUGAGUCGCUGCUGCUGCUGAUGGAGACGGCAGAUGUGGCCUCGGCUGUGGAGGGCGUUGUGGAUGCAGCCUGGUCUGACCGCAGCCCGGGGGGACUCAGGCUUCUCAUCCAGGAGUCUGUGUGGGAAGAGACGAUGCGGCGGCUCCAGGCGCGGAUGGGACGGCUUCGCGGUGGCCGAGGGCUAGACGGAGCCGUGGACAUGGGGGCCCGGGGGGCUACUGCACGUGACCUGGCCCAGCGCUACGUGCGCGAGGCCCAGAGCCAGGGGGCACACGUCUUCCAGGCUGGCCAUGUGCCUUCAGACAGCCCAUUCUUUCCCCCAACCUUGGUCUCUGACCUGCCUCCAGCCUCCCCGUGUACCCAGGCAGAGGUGCCGUGGCCUCUAGUCGUGGUCUCCCCCUUCCGCACAGCCAAGGAGGCACUGGCCGUGGCCAAUGGGACACCCCGAGGAGGCAGUGCCAGCCUGUGGAGCGAGAGACUAGGACAGGCCCUGGAGCUGGCCUCCGGGCUCCGGGUGGGCACAGUCUGGAUCAAUGCCCACGGCCUCAGAGACCCUGCAGUGCCCAGAGGUGGCUGCAAGGAGAGUGGGUCUUCCUGGCACGGGGGGCCGUAUGGUCUGUAUGAGUAUCUGCGGCCCUCAGGGACCCCUGCCUGGCUACCCUACCUGUCGGAGGAUCUGAACUAUGACACCUUUGGCCUUGCUGUUCCCUCAACCCUACCGGCUGGGCCUGAAACAGGACCUGGCCCAGCACCCCCCUAUGGGCUCUUUGUGGGAGGCCGUUUCCAGGCUCCUGGGGCCCGGAGCUCCAGGCCCAUCCAGGAUUCGUAUGGCAAUCUCCACGGCUACGUGGCUGAGGGCGGAGCCAAGGAUAUCCGAGGCGCCGUGGAGGCCGCUCACCAGGCUGCCCCUGGCUGGGUGAGCCAGUCGCCAGGGGCCCGAGCGGCCCUGCUGUGGUCCCUGGCGGCCGCGCUGCGACGCCGAGAGUCCACCCUGGUCUCGAGGCUGGAGAGGCACGGAGUAGAGCUCAAGGUCGCCAAGGCAGAGGUGGAGCUGAGUGUGAGGCGGCUUCAGGCAUGGGGGGCCCGCGUCCAGGUCCAGGGUUGCACCCUGCAGGUAGCAGAAAUGAGAGGCACCGUGCUUCAGCUGCGGGAGCCGCUGGGUGUGCUGGCUAUUGUGUGCCCGGACGAGUGGCCCCUGCUUGCCUUCGUGUCUCUGCUGGCCCCCGCCCUGGCUCACGGCAACACUGUGGUCUUGGUGCCCAGCGGGGCCUGUCCCAUCCCUGCCUUGGAGGUCUGCCAGGAUAUGGCCACCUUGUUGCCAGCGGGCCUGGUGAAUGUGGUGACAGGAGACCGGGACCACCUGACCCGCUGCCUGGCCUUGCACCAAGACAUCCAGGCCCUGUGGUAUUUCGGAUCUGCCCAGGGCUCCCAGUUUGUGGAGUGGGCUUCAGCAGGAAACCUCAAGCCAGUGUGGGUGAACAGAGGCUGCCCGCGGGCCUGGGAUCAGGAGGCCGAGGGGGAAGGUCCAGAGCUGGGGUUGCGGGCAGCACGGACCAAGGCCCUGUGGCUGCCCAUGGGGGACUGAUUGCCCAAGCGCCACCCGCUCCGUCUUGGACAGAGGACAGAUGGACCCCAACCGACGCCAGAUGUCUGGAACUUUCCUCUUAUUAUGGUUCCCGUGCCUUCAAUAAACUCUGACCAGUCUUGGCUGUGCUUCUGAGGGGAGGGAGGGAGGAAACAGCAGCCUCUGGUCUAUUGAGGCCAUUUCGGUUCCGAGACGCAGCAGCCCCGUGGGCUGGCUCCAGGACAACACAGUGUUUGUGAAACAGAUAAAGGGGACCCUGAGAAACUCUGGACAGGGCCGCGUGGACUCUUGUCUCUUUUGGUCUUUUCCAUCCAAGUGCUCCUGCUGCCUGGCUUUCUCUGCCUGUGCACUGCCUCAGAAACUGUGGUGUGCUGCUGUAAAAUAAAAUACAGUAGCUCUCUGGAAUAAAAUCUGUGGUAAGUAACUUUGGCCAGUUUCCAUGGUGCUCCCACCAUGUCUGUUUCAAGCUCCAGAUGAUUGAACAACCAGCCGAUGAUUCCUGCAUUUUUUUAAAAUUUAUUUUUGGCUGCGUUGGGUCUUCAUUGCUGCGCACGGGCUUCUCAUCGUCGUGACUUCUCUUUGUUGCAGAGCACGGGCUCUAGGCACGCAGGCUCAGUAGUUGUAGCGCAUGGGUUUAGUUGCUCC